Molecule: messenger RNA, 4010 nt
Organism: Mercenaria mercenaria
Lineage: Eukaryota; Metazoa; Mollusca; Bivalvia; Venerida; Veneridae
Exons: 3
Coding region: 127-558 (143 amino acids)
Source: RefSeq, a predicted model, not a curated record
CGUUUAUAGCAACAGCCAAUCAGGUGUCUUCACCAAUUAGUGUGUCAAUAAAACACCAUGUGAAGUUAAAAAGUAAACGAGACUCUGCAACCGAAGCGAUGCAGCGUAAACAUAUAUGCUUUUGCCAUGGCAAGCGGAAAUGGUGAUGAUGACUAUAACAGUGCCUUACAAAGGUUGAUGAAAGAAUGUUUGCCACCAAUACUGGUAGAAAUUGCUGAUAAAAGACCAUCUGACCCAAUACUAUACAUGGCACACAGUCUUCAUAAAUAUAGGGAGAAAGAAGAUAUACGUCUGUUUCAUUUGGAACAUUCAGGAAGCCAACAGGUUGAUGGAAAUUCUCUAAACACUAUGCAGUUGGAUUCAAACUGUCUAAGUAAAUCACGAGAUAAAACAGUAGGGCAUCAAGUUGCAGUGAAGGGAAUGAUUGUUGAAAGGGACUUGAUAGAUGUCAGUGAACAUUUUGAGGCAUUUAAUAUCAGUAACAAAAUAGUACAUCAACAUUGUUCAUAUAUUCUUAAACAGAUUGGUGAUAUCUUUGAUGAAGAUGAUAUUUCUUGACCAUUUUUAUACAUCUGUAGUUUUUUUCUUGACUUAGAUAUAUACCCGAGUUAUACAUUUUGUAUUUGUGGGCGUAAAAUGUGAAAUUGUUUGUAGAUAUUGUCACCAACCUUAAGAAGUUUUGAUCAUUUUUAUCUCAACAGGAGCAGUUGGAGAACAGCAAUGCUUGCUUGAUUUUUUAAAGGUUUGUCACUAAAAAAGUAAAAUGAAAACAUAGAUAAAAACAAAUAAAACAAGAGGCCUAAAUGGGCCAAAGUCACUCUUCUCAGGACAGUUACAUUUUGAUUUUGUCAGUUUUAAAGAGGAGUUCUACAGGUGUAUUUUAGCUAAUUUAUUGUUCUAUAGAAUGUAAUUAGUGUUGAGAUAGAAUGAAUUAGCAUAGAACUUAAGAUUUAAAUAUAAAAAGUCCAAAGUCCUUAAAACCAACACUUUUGGUGUUUUUAAUAUCUAAAACUUUAAUAUUUUAAGGACAUAUUUACAUAAAUGUGUAUUUUUGUGUGUUAAAUUUAGAAAAUGCAAUGUAUUUAGAACAAUCCCUAUGACUAUCAUUUUUUUGCCCCAAAAAUUUUGGGGUAGGGGCACUUAGAUUUCAUCUGCCUGUCUGCACUUACAAUAGGAUGGUGUUUUGGCUAGGAGAACAAUUGAUAACAGUAAUUCUAUUCUUUCUGUUUCUUUUAUGUGGCUGAAAUUCUGUUAUGUGGCUAAAAAUAACAACAGAGAGAACAAAAGAUUAGCCACAGAACUACUGUACAGAAAGAACAUCCUAAUUCUGUCUGUCAGUCUGAAUUCAUGUUGUGCAUAUCUCAAAAAGUAUUUGACCCAGAGUCAUCAAACCUCUAAGGAUUGUCAUUCAUCAUCUGAAAUCCUGCACCUGGUGUUUUAUAGGGAUUUCACACAGCCAGACCAGGGUUAUGGCCUUGGACUCAAACAGUCAAAAAGGCAUAACAGUUUGUGUUGCAUGUAUCUCAAAAAGUGUUUGACCUAGCUAGCUAGGAUUAUGGAACAGUAUAAAAGUAUUAUUCAGCAUGUGAAGUUGUGAAGGGGUUUUCUUUGAGAUUUCAUUUAGCUGGGACAGAGACUAUAGGCCUAUGACUUAGUAAAAAAUAUGCAUAAAAGAGCAUUAACUUUGUGUCACAUAUUUUAAAAGGUAUGUAUCUUAGGGUCAUGAAACAUAAUAGGAGUAUUAUUCAGCAAGUAAAAUUGUUUUUCUUGGGUUUUGUUUGAGAUUCUAUCAGUCAGACCAAACUCAGAAAGUAUUUGACUUAGGGUAAUAAAACAUUUAGAGAAUUCUUAUAUGGCAUGUGUUGUGCACCUGGUGUUCUCUGGGAUUUCACUCGGCCAGACCAGAGUUAUGAUCCUUGACAUAGUUAAAAACAACAUAAAGUGCUUGAAAGUUAAUGUUGUAGUUAACUUAAAAAAUAUUUCACCUGAAGUCAGCGGUGGGCACCAGUAUCCUAUGGGUGCACACACCUGGUUUAUGGUAGAUAAUUGUCUGAGUUUGAGUGCCUAAAACAUUUUACAAAUUAAAAGUUUAUAGUGUUGUUAGAUGCACUUUUAUUUCUUAAUAAUAGGCUAUUAUUUAGCUUACACCUGAAUGAUAUAAACAAAUUAUCAAUAAAACAGCUUUUUUAGACUGAAAAUUGUCUUAUAGAGUAAUUUUGAUGAUAACACGAAGAAAAACACAGUUGUAUCUUCUGGUAUAUAUUGGAAAAACAUUAAGGGGCAAUAAUUCCUUUGGAACUGAAAAUUAUCUUUGAGAGUAAUUUUGAUGAUAAAACAAUAUAAUACACAUAUCUACUGGCUUACAGGGUAAAUGUUCAUUACAAAAAUAAGCAGUGGUGGCAAAUGUCUUAUCUUCAAUUUCAACUGGGGGCAAAUGUUCAGCAGUCCAUUCUUUCAAGUUGUUUGUUCAGUUGUUUGGAAAUUUUAAUGUUCUUGCGAGGAUACAGACAAUAUCCCCACCUGAUCAAUAUCACUAAGUGGACAAAACUCCCUCUGAGUUGUUUUCAAUUUAGUUCAGAUUUUCACAUCAUUCUGUAUUGAAAAAUAUCAUACGUAAUAAUUUAAUUUCUUUCAAUCUUAUUUUUAGGGAUGGGAACGAAUACUGAAAUCAGUAUUCGAAUAUUCGGUUUGCCAUAUUCGAAUAUAUUCGAAUAUUCGGUUUGUUUUAAUGGAAGCUUUAAAUUCUUAUUAAGUGAUUGGUAUAUACACAAUGUAUUCAUUUGUUUUAAGCGUGGAUCAUCGUACGUAACAAUGUCAAAAACUGUUUGUUUCGGGUAACCUGAUCCUAACUAGCAAAACCUGCCGAUCCUAGCGUUUUAUUUCACGAUUCUGUCAGUAUAAUCAUGAACAUAUUUAACUAGUUCAGUGUUUUAGCUUCAAAAUGAUAUAAAAACUCAAAACGAUUAUAAUUUAGACCGUCGCAAUUUUAUCUAGGUCGUCCAAUUCAAACACGUGACGCGCUGUUGUAUUACCGCCGCCAUUUUGAAAAUUUUCAAUCGGCGUGUAAAAAUCGUCGUGUAAAAAGCAAGUAAACCUCCUUCAACAUGAACUUAUACAUCAAUCAUAUGUUAUUUCUUGAUUUUAUUAUAAAGUACUUCGAAUUUAAUUCGAAUACGACCGAUUGCCGAUGAAAACUGAUUCUGUGGAUGGUCUGAAACGUCGUACAAAAUAUUGUGAAAAGAUCGACAAUGUCUACAAGUUUGGUAUAUUGUUUUCGAAAAAUAAAUCUACAACUUGUUGCAUAAAACAGGCGCCAAUAAAAAUGAACAAAAGAUAAAAAGAUAUCACAUUUACGCCUGAUACAAACUGUUAAUCCGUAGCGAUGACCCCAGGUAAUUAUGCAUUGCAAUUUUCUUGUUAAUUGGACAUCUUUUGACAUGCAUCUGACACAUUGACGCCUGUUGCAAACUGUUAAACCUUAACGAUGGCCCCUGCCAAAUAUGCAUUGCUAUUUUCUUGUUAAUUGGACAUCUUUUGAUACACGAUAAACCAACAUGAAAUGGUUUUAUUCUGUAGAAUUAGCAUGCUCAUAUUGCCCAAAACCAAUGAUACUUAUUUUGAAAUUUUUUUACGAAUAUUCGAAUUUGAUUUUCAUAUUCGAAUAUUCGACCGAUUUUCGAAUAUUCGAAUAUUCGUUCCCAUCCCUACUUAUUUUUAUUUAAUUAUAGAGUUUUUACUCAACAAAAUCAAGGGAAUUUUGUCCGCAUUGGUCAAAUUGAGGAGGGGUUUUGCACUGGAGAGGUUGUGGGUGUUGGACUUUGUCCUACAUUACUUUUGUUACUGUGUGCUUUCACACUUCUGUUAGGACGCUUAGCAGAAAGUCCUAAACAUUCUGUACUUGAAUUGUUAAAAUGAAUGUGAUAUAUGAGUUUGAUGCUUGUGUACUGUGAAUAUUUUUGUUGUCGCAUUUUGAUAACCAGCUGUACUGAUUAAUUAAAAAGUCAAAAUGA